This is a messenger RNA of Drosophila elegans, 1171 nucleotides long. RefSeq names its product zinc finger protein-like 1 homolog. Gene Ontology annotation, cellular component: Golgi apparatus. The transcript has 5 exons. The record is from RefSeq and is a predicted model, not a curated record. Bases 167 to 1063 code for a protein of 298 amino acids. NCBI's taxonomy places the organism in Eukaryota, Metazoa, Arthropoda, Insecta, Diptera, Drosophilidae.
ACGUGGCUGAUGAAUCUGUGAAUGCCACCUCGAAAAUUCCGACAAAAGCUGCGAAACGACAUAAAAUUUAAUUUAAUUCGGGGUUUUUUUUUUUAAUAUGCUAUAGCUGUCCCCAGUGCGCCAAGUGCAAUUCCUUCAGCGCCUUAGGAAGCCCGUGUUCGUAGAAAUGGGUCUGUGCAAGUGCCCCAAGCGACUGGUGACCAACCAGUUUUGCUUCGAGCACCGCGUCAAUGUUUGCGAACAUUGCAUGGUGCAGUCGCAUCCGAAGUGCAUUGUGCAGUCGUAUCUGCAGUGGCUGCGGGACAGCGACUACAUAUCCAAUUGCACCCUGUGCGGCACCACAUUGGAGCAGGGCGACUGUGUGCGCCUAGUCUGCUACCACGUUUUCCACUGGGACUGCCUGAAUGCCCGCCAGGCCGCCCUGCCUGCCAACACAGCGCCGCGGGGUCACCAGUGCCCCGCCUGCAGCGUGGAGAUCUUCCCCAACUCCAACCUGGUCUCACCCGUGGCCGAGGCCCUGAAGAACUUUCUGGCACAGGUCAACUGGGGCCGGAAUGGCCUGGGACUGGCCCUGCUUUCCGAGGAUCAAACCAGCAGCCUGAAGGCCAUUAAGCCAAAAGUGGCCAGCCAGGCGGCCGUCAGCAACAUGACCAAAGUCCAUCACAUCCAUUCCGGAGGCGAGCGGGAGCGCACGAAGCCAAAUGGCAACGAUGCCUUGAGCCCACAUUCCGUGCUCCUGAUGGACGCAUUUAAUCCGCCCAGCGCGGGCGACUAUGCCAGCAGCCGUCGACCGUUGCUGCCACGUCAGUCGCCCAUUGGCGGUACGGAUCGGGACGAUAAUAAGUACCAGCGCCGCACGCCAGCGGAGCUCUUCUCGCGCUGGACACGCCGUUUCUAUGCGCCCUCCUCCCGGCCGCCUUGGCGACGCACCUGGUUCCUGGUGCUCGCCGGCAUCCUGGCCUUCGUCUUGUUCGUCUACCUGAUGGCCUGGCUGGGACGCGGUGGAUCCGACGUGGACGAGGGCUGGAACAACCCCAACCCGCAGCCGAACCACUACGAAUAGGGAUGAGCAUGCAUUAUCGAAACAAGCAUACGUAGCAUAUAACCGAUAUCCGAGAACCCCCCCGUUUCCCGAAAGAAUAAAACUUUUACAGCUAUUUAUAUAACCUAA